Messenger RNA from Pelagomonas calceolata, 3071 nucleotides. The record is from the annotation of a GenBank genome assembly. Lineage: Eukaryota; Pelagophyceae; Pelagomonadales; Pelagomonadaceae.
CCCGCGACGCCUUUUAUUUGCAAGGGGAAAGGGGGCCCGCGCCGCCAAAGGGCACCUCGCAGGAAGCUGCGAGACCAGCGCCCGAAGGCAGCGCCGCAGCCCGGCAGCGGCCGUCCCGUGGUGAAGACCGGGGCAGCCAGCUAAAAAGCAGGGGAAAACAGGGCCGCGAGCCCUAGACGACGCGAUGGCGCGCGCGCUGGCCCUCGUGGCGGCGCUGGCGCAGCUCCGCGCCGCCGACGCCGCGGCCGCCGUGCACGUCGAGGCGCGGCCGAGCCCCAUCUACAGUACCGUAACGCAAAAGCUGCGCUUAAAGGGCAACGGCUUCGGCGCCGCGGGCACGGGCGAACACCUGAACCUCCAGUUCGUGCCGACGAUGCCCAAGACGGACUACAAGGUGCAGGUGCUGUCGGAUGACGCACUCGCAAUUAACUUAGUAGCGGGCAAGUCCUGGCCCCUCGCUUCGGAUGAGGGUACCGAUUUGUAUCUUUCGUCGUUGAUAGAUGACCGGAAAGGAAAUAUGAACCAGCUCGAGAGCCCUACGGUCAUCGCGCGGGUGAUCCCGACGCCGACCGUCAUGCACGGCGGCGAAAAGGUCAUCUACAUGACCGGCACGACGCGCUUCAACAUCAACGGCACGGGCUUCCGAGCCAAGACCAUGGAGCUCAUCUUCGACCCGCCCCUGGAGAAAGACGUAGACUACAUGCUUAAUACGCGCUCGUCGACGCACAUGCAGCUCAUGCUGCGCUCGGGCCGGAAGUGGCGGAGCGACGGCGAGCCCGGUCCUCUUAAGUUGAGGAGGAUUGAUACCGGUGCGGGUGAUCUGCGCAUCGACGCCAAGUACGGCGGCGUGACGGUGGCCGAGGUCCAGGUCGACUUAGGUGCCCAUGGCGUCACGGUCGAAAGUGCCGCGGACCACAAGCUCUAUCAAGGAGACCCCGAGCUGACCGUGCGCGGCUCGGGCUUCAACAACACGAUUUCCCUGAACACCCUGAAGUGGGGCAACAGUCUGAGAGGCAAAGGCGUGAACUACACGAUCACCAAGGCGUCGGGCAGUGCCUUGACGUUGUCCCUGAAGCCCGGUUCCGUGUGGCGGUCGAACCCGGCGAACCUGCCGGGACCUCUCAAGCUACUAGCGGUCAACGCCGGCGUCGGCCUCGUGCCGGUCGGCCCGACGGAAGCCAAGAAGGGCCGCACGGUGGCCACGAUCUUCGAGGACCCGGCCAUCACGGCGAACCCCCAGCAGACCGUCUACCAGACGCACACUCAUGAAUUGUGGGUGACCGGGCGCGGCUUCACGCGCGGGGCUUAUGGUACCAAAUUAGAUUUCGACCCCCCGCUGCAAGUGGGCAUCGACUACGUCAUGAUGGUCUUCAACCGGACGCACUUGCUCAUCUCGUUACUUGAUGGCAGGAAGUGGGCGCCGAACACGGGCAUCCUGCGCGUCGUGGGCGUGGACACGGGCGCCGGCGCGUUCAAGCGCUUCCAGCCUGUUGCUGUGGCCCACGUCGCGUCCGACGCCGAUGAUCAUCCUUCGGGGUUGACGGUGGCUCGUACGGCCUCGCAGAUCCUCUACCAGACCGCUGCUAUUAGAAAGCUGGAAAUCCAGGGCUCGAGCUUCUGCCAGGGGCCCUCAUUAACGUUCCAGCCUCCUUUGACCGACGGCGUGGACUACUCCAUCACGCGAGCGACCUCGGAGAAGUUGUCAUUAACCCUCAAGUCGCACAAGAAGUGGCGCUACGAGGCCGGGCCGCUCUACUUAACCUCGAUCCAGUGCGGCUCCGACGCGCCCGUCGAAUUGGCCUACGGCCAAGGUAUUGUGGUGGCGACGGUGCUCGCGGACCCGACGAUCGAAGCUUCCGAGCGCAAGAUCUACGCGACGCACACGAAGCGACUCAUUGUCCAAGGUUCUGGUUUCUCAUUGGACGGCACCGAGUUGACGUUGCGACCGACGUCGCGCAGUUCAUAUGAAGUCGAAAGCGUGGAAAUGGCCGAGAUGGUCCUCAUCCUCAAGGAGGGCAAGUCCUGGGCGCCGGCCAAGACGAAAGACGACGGCAAGCCCGUGUCCAUCUACGUGACCAAGAUCGAUACCGGUGCCGGCGAGGUCGUCAUGGAGGACGACGGCGCGAUCGUCGCGAGGGUCUUCCCGGACCCGUCGGGCGCCGUCUGCGACGAUAGUUGUGAGUGGGCGCUGGAUGGCGUUUGUGACGACGGGUCCGCCGGUGAAGAUAGGGAGGUCUUCGAUGACGAUUAUGGCGGGUUCUACGGGUAUGAUGAUGAUUACUACGGCGGGUAUGGGUACGACUAUUACGGGUACGGUGACGACGACGACGACUUUUUGGCUCCCGUGUGCGAGAAGGGCACGGAUUGUACGGAUUGCGGGGGAGCUGAUCCGGACGCGCCGACCGUGGAGUGCACGAACACGUGCCAGUGGGCGAACGAUGACUACUGCGACGACACACGAACGUCCGGGCUGUGCGAUUUGGGCACAGAUUGUCAUGAUUGCGGCCCUGCUUCUAAGGGCAACUUCACGACGUUCGACGACGACGGCUGGUGGGACGACGAUGAGAACUACUGGGACGACGAUUAUGACUGUUUUUGCCCGUGCGGAAUCACGUUUGACGGCGCCUUCCUUCACGCCAUCGAUGCGACCCGACUCACUGGUCAAUUCCACACAGGGGAGAACUACGACUCCGCGGACGACGACGCUCCCCACGUCGCGUUCAUCAAGUCGACCCCUAACCCGAAAUCGCGAGCCAACCUCGACGACGUCAAGGGCGUCGGCGGAGUCUUCAUGAUGCUUCUGGAGGGCAUCGUCGUUGGCGUCGGCGCGCUCAUGUGCGCGAUCGGCUCGUGGUUCGCGCACAAGUUCUACAAGGGCGAGAAAUUGCCGUUCGAACUAUUAGCUCCUCCGUCCGCGGCGGAAGAGGCCGCCAUGCUGUCGGGCGGCAAGGCGAACGUGCCGAUCACGCCGGACGUCGCCUACACGGGCAAGGGCUGACGCGCUUGCCCUUCCCAUUCCCAGCGCGUGGCCCCGGCGCGCUCCCCCCCGGUGUAACGGAUUUGAUAUCGAA